Messenger RNA from Penaeus monodon (black tiger shrimp), 2690 nucleotides. Its product is annotated as H(+)/Cl(-) exchange transporter 7-like. Gene Ontology annotation, biological process: transmembrane transport; chloride transport. Gene Ontology annotation, cellular component: lysosomal membrane; intracellular membrane-bounded organelle. Gene Ontology annotation, molecular function: voltage-gated chloride channel activity. The record is from RefSeq and is a predicted model, not a curated record. Lineage: Eukaryota; Metazoa; Arthropoda; Malacostraca; Decapoda; Penaeidae.
UUGCAAAAUUACUUGUCUUUUAUUUCUUCCGUUUUCUCUCAUUUCUUCGUCUCUUUUGCCCGCUGGAGGACAUGACUCCUUGUCUGUGAAGCUCCUUGUGCUAUUGUGAUACCUAAUUCUGAUUCUAAUACCUUGGAAGAUGGAUUGUUAUAAUGGAGUAAGAAGACAGAUGUACUGAAGCUGUUGCAAAGAGGGUGCUUCAUCACGCAAUGGCAGGAAGUAGUGAACAUGUGGCAUUACUAGAGGCUGUUGAUAGCCGAAGCGAAGAAGACGUCUCAGCUCAGGAGAAUGAAAGUUCAAUACAGCAGAAUGCCCAGCACUAUGUGAAUGGGCUGAAUGCGCCUGAGGACGAGAGCCUAGAGGCUGAAUCUCCUGGGGAUGAUCUGCCGAAUGAGAAUACUGUUGUCGGAGGAGAUGGAGGUGGUGAGAACAGUGAUGAAUGUGACAAUGCACGUGCAAGUACAUUUUAUGUAGACCAGCAAGAGAGCCCGGCACAUGAGGACCGUGGGCAGCUAAACCUUUUGUCUGCAGCAUUUGAGAGUCUGGAUUAUGACACUUGCAUCAACUCUGUCUGGCUGGAUGAAGAAAGAACAAAAGGCUACACCUUCAUUGUGAAAAAGGAUGCUGCCCGUUGGCUUUUCCUUAUAACUGGGGUGCUGACGGCGCUUGUGGCCUGUGCAAUUGACAUCACAAUAGAGUGGUUGUCCAAGUUCAAAUACUCAUGGUUAAAACAAUAUACGGAUGAGGGUGUGGAAAAUAAUACUCUUGCUAUUCCUUUUUUCCUCUGGGGUGCACUAAAUGUUGGUCCAGUCUUAAUAGCAGCAUUUUUAGGAUCUUAUGUGGAGCCUGUGGCAGCGGGAAGUGGAAUUCCCCAAGUGAAGUGCUACCUUAAUGGUGUGAAGGUUCCCCGUGUGGUCAGAAUAAAGACGCUCGCAAGCAAAGCCUUUGGUGUCACAAUGUCAGUGCUGGGAGGAUUGGCUGUAGGAAAGGAAGGUCCAAUGAUUCACUCGGGUGCUGUCAUAGCCGCGGGCGUUUCUCAGGGAAAGACGACCUCCUUCCAGCGGGACUUUGGUUUCUUUGAGUACUUUCGGGAGGACCACGAGAAGAGAGAUUUUGUGUCUGCUGGUGCUGCUGCGGGUGUCGCUGCAGCAUUUGGUGCCCCUGUUGGUGGUGUGCUGUUCUCCUUGGAGGAAGGUGCAAGUUUUUGGAACCAGAGCCUUACUUGGAGAGUGUUCUUUGGAGCCAUGAUGUCUGUCUUUACACUUAACUUGGUCCUCUCAGCAUACAAUGGUGUUCCUGGAAAGCUGGCAUACAAUGGACUCCUAAACUUCGGCAAAUUUGAUGACCUCACUUACGAGAUCUGGGAGUUCAUUCCAUUCCUCCUGAUGGGUAUCAUGGGCGGCUUGCUCGGUGCUUUGUACAACCACAUCAACUACAAACUCACCGCAUUUAGGAUGAAGUACAUAAAUAGGCCAUGGCGUAAAAUUGUUGAAGCUGUGUUUGUAGCUUUCAUGACAGCUGUUGUUGCCUUCCUCAUGAUUUACUUGCUCCAUGAUUGCCGUGAUAUUGACACCAAGUCGUCUGAGUACCCAAUUCAGAUGUUUUGCAAGUAUGGAGAAGAAAAUGCAGCAGCUGCUAUCUGGUUCCAGACACCAGAAAAGAGUGUUCGUUCUCUAUUUCAUGAUCCAACUGACUCAUUUUCAUGGACAACCUUGGGAGUGUUCUUCACCUGCUACUUCUUCUUGGCUUGCUGGACAUAUGGCCUAGGUAUCCCAUCAGGCCUUUUCAUCCCAACACUUCUGUGUGGUGCUGCCUGGGGUCGCCUUGUAGGAAAGCUCAUGUCACUGCUCUUCCCUGAUCAGGCUUGGGCUGAUGAAGGCAAGUACGCUCUUGUGGGAGCUGGAGCAAUGCUGGGAGGUGUCGUGCGCAUGACACUGAGUCUGACAGUCAUCUUGAUGGAGUGCGUCGGCAACAUUACCUUUGGCUUGCCUCUGAUGAUCGUGCUGAUGGUAGCCAAAUGGGUUGGGGAUUUCUUCAAUGAGGGCUUGUAUGACAUUCACAUUCAGAUGACUGGUGUACCGAUUAUGGCUUGGGAGGCCCCACCUCUCUCAAAUAAUAUUUAUGCCUCAGAGGUGAUGAAUCGUCCAGUUGUUUCCCUCCGCACAGUUGAGCGUGUGGGCCGUAUUGUUGCAGUGCUAAAGUCUUAUUCCUACAAUGGCUUUCCAGUAGUUGAUUCUCUUCCCACUGGGGAGGAUGAACGAUACUUUAAGUCUUUCGGCACACUAAGAGGGCUCAUUUUACGCUCUCAGCUAACCGUUUUGUUAAAACACAAGAUAUUUAAUGAGAAUGCAGAGAUCUGGCAGGAUGGCAAAGUGGACAUCCACUUGUUCCGGCUCUCAUAUCCUCGCUACUACACCCUAGACCAAGUGAACCUUGACCAGGCAGAUAUGAAUUGCACUGUUGAUCUACGACCAUUUAUCAAUCCGUCCCCAUAUUCAGUCAUGGCCUGCACAGCCCUGCCAAGGGUGUUCAAUCUGUUCCGAGCACUGGGUUUGAGACACCUGAUUGUGAUCAAUGACAAUAAUGAAGUGGUGGGCAUGGUGACACGCAAGGACUUGGUCAAGUACAGGGUGUGGAAACACCGAGGGCAGAUGGGCCUAGAGGAACUAGUCAUAUAUAAUAAUGUUUGA